This is a messenger RNA of Anopheles darlingi, 1518 nucleotides long. Its product is annotated as cytochrome P450 4d2-like. Lineage: Eukaryota; Metazoa; Arthropoda; Insecta; Diptera; Culicidae. Gene Ontology annotation, molecular function: heme binding; iron ion binding; oxidoreductase activity, acting on paired donors, with incorporation or reduction of molecular oxygen. Bases 1 to 1518 code for a protein of 505 amino acids. The record is from RefSeq and is a predicted model, not a curated record. The transcript is spliced from 4 exons.
AUGAUCCUGACCGCGCUACUCGUGGGAACGUUCGUGUUCCUGGUCGUCAGCCAUCUCAUCGAACGGCGAAAAUUAAAGAAGAUGGCUAAACACUUCCCAGGCUCGAAACCGUUGCCCAUCGUGGGAAAUUUGCUGGAGUUUGCCUUCCUGGACAUCCCUGGUGUCUUCGAGAAGGUGGUCGAGCUGCACCAGAACUAUGGCAAAGAUAUCAUAAUGUGGUCACUAUUCAACUGGACCGUCAUCUUGAUGACGAGCCCCAAGAACGUGGAGAAGGUACUGCUGGCGAAAAAGACACAAAAAUCGUUGAUAUACGAGUUCAUCGAGCCAUGGCUAGGCAGAGGUUUGCUAAUUUCAAGCGGUGAGAAGUGGUUCCAGCGGCGCAAGAUCAUCACCCCGACCUUCCACUUCAAGAUCCUGGAACAAUUCAUCCGAUCGUUUAACACGGAAUCGGAUACCAUGGUGAAGCUGCUCCGGAAGCACGUCAAUGGAAAGGAGUUCGACAUCUACGACUACGUGACACUGAUGGCGUUGGAUAGUAUCUGCGAGACAUCGAUGGGUACAACGGUCGAUGCACAACACAAUCCUAACAAUCAGUACGUCCAGAACGUUAAAAGGAUGGCCGUUCUGGUAUUGCUUCGUACGAUCAGCCUUCUUGGACCGUACGCAACGCUGUACAACGUGUUGCAUCCGAAUGCUUGGGAGCAGCGGCGCGUUAUAAAGCAGCUACACAACUUCACCGAUUCCGUUAUUCGCAGCCGUAGACAGCAGCUGGCUAACACCAAGGCGGAAAACAUUAACUUCGAUCUGAACGAGGAGAAUCUGUACUCGAAGCGGAAGCUCACCUUCCUCGAUCUGUUACUCAACGUGAACGUCGAUGGAAAGCCGUUGAGCGAUCUCGAUAUUCGCGAAGAAGUUGAUACCUUCAUGUUUGAGGGCCACGAUACGACCACCAGUGGCAUCUCGUUCACGAUCUAUGAGCUGGCACGCAAUCCGGAUAUACAGGAGCGUGUAUACGAGGAGAUCGUUUCCGUUCUCGGGCCGGACCACAAGACGGCAGAGCUGACCUACCAAAACUUGCAGGAGUUCAAGUAUCUCGAUCUAGUGGUGAAGGAGAGCCUCCGGAUGUAUCCACCCGUGGGUAUCAUUGGUCGUGCUUUGGUAGAGGACUUGGAGAUGAAUGGAACCAUUGUGCCGGCCGGGCAGAACAUUCUCGUUCCAAUCUACGUGAUCCAUCGCAAUCCCGAGAUCUACCCGAAUCCGAAUAAGUUCGAUCCGUCCCGUUUCUCCGAGGAAGCCGAAUCGAAACGGGGACCCUUCGACUAUCUGCCGUUCAGUAUAGGCGCCAGGAAUUGCAUCGGUCAGCGGUACGCGCUGAUGGAGAUGAAGGUCUCCCUGAUCAAGCUAAUCGCCAAUUAUCGCAUUCUGCCAGGGGAAUCGUUGAAAAAGCUGCGUAUCAAAACCGAUCUCGUGCUGCGUCCUGACAUUGGCAUUCCGGUGAAGAUUGUUCAGAGGGAUUAG